UUAGUUAUUUUGAUUAGAAAGUAAAGAUGAGGGAAAUUAGAAGCGCGCUAAUGUCAAGUUUCCUUUAUUGGUUUUGAAAACUUUUUCAAAACCCCGACUUUUUCACGUCACAGUUCACCGGGGAGAGAGGGCAUUGCCGUUCUCAAGAGAUCAUGCUUUCCUUUCUCUCAUAUUUUCGCAUAAAAGUCACCAGCUUUAAUAUCCAGGAGAAAGACACAUCCCGCUGCGUCUCAUUGGGGUGGUCUUUCAAAUUAUUCCACUGUAAAUGACAGUGUUAAUGAACUGAUAAGUAUCUUGCUUACAGAAGCGUAUCUUUCUGCUUCAGGCGGUCUUCAUCCGGAUUCCAAUGACAAUGAAGAUCCUUGUUAUGAUUCAACUGCUGUCGUAUCUCUUUCUGGCCGCGAGAGCUUGCACCGAGAUUCGAGUGAAGGCCGAAGAUAACACAGUAGUCGUCGGCCGAACCAUGGAGUUUAUGAUCAGCCUCGUGUCGGACAUCAUAGUGGAACCUAAGGGGUACUCCCGUACUGCAGCUCUACCAGCGAACUGCGCUAGUCAUCCAACUCCCUUGAAGUGGCAACACAAGCACACCGUCGCAUACUUGAAUGCUUUUAAACUGCCAAUUGGUGCAGAUGGAAUGAAUAGCGCUGGGCUGUCAGUGGGUUGUCUUCUGUUUCCUGGCUUUGCCAAAUUUCAGGAUGUCCCAAUCGACAAAUGUGGAAUGGCGAUUUCCCAGCUCGAGUUUGCCCCUUGGCUUCUGGGAAACUUCGCAACGGUCAAGGAAGUGCGUGAGGCGCUCAAGAUGGAAUCGUUUCCGCUGGUUUUUGAUAAAAAGCUUCUGCAGCACACCUUCGAACUGCACUACUCAGUGAUAGACAAAACUGGCGAAAGCAUCAUUAUCGAGUUCACAGACCAGGGAAGAAAAAUCCAUGAGAACCCCUUGGGUGUGAUGACCAAUUCUCCUCCUUACGACUUCCACAUGCUGAAUUUUCGUAACUACGUUCAACUCUCCAAGUACGCUCACGAGGACUUUGUUUUGGGUGGAACUCAGUUCAAACCUCUGGGUGAGGGUAGCGGUCUCCUUGGAAUGCCUGGUGACUUGACACCCACUUCAAGGCUGGUACGUGCUGCCACUUUGGCAAACUUCGCUGAUCCAGUCAAAACAGGCGCCGAGGCCGUCAACUUGGCUUUUCACGUCUUGAAUUCGGUUGACAUCCCUAAAGGUGUGGCUUGUCACGAGAAACAACAACGCUUUGCAGACUACACCUCCUGGAAAGUGGCUAAGGACCUCACGAACAACGCUCUCUACUACCACGACUAUAACGAUCUAACUAUCCGUGUGGUGUACCUGGACAACGUGCAGGCAGGGCAAAGGCUCAAAAUCAAGGUCGAAGCACAUGAGGUUGGAGGGUUUAAGGAUGUCACCGGUGACCUGACACCUGCUGAAGCCGCACACACCGAACUGUAAGACGGACUUCAGCAACGCGUGUUAGCCUUAAAUCUUAACCGAAUAAAGAACUGAACGAACUGAAAAAAGAAUCACGAGAAAUGAAAUUAAAAAGGUUGCAAUGAUUUCUGUCACCACAUUAGCUUAGGAUAUUAAAAACGCAGUGUGAUCGGGGCAUAGCCCCUAGAACUUUAGUGAAAUACUAAUUUUUUAGUCCACUUUAGUUGAAUGGCAGUCGAGAAUAUGGUGAAUAUUGUAGUUUCGUCGUUUGAGAAGCGCAUUACAAUUAAUCGUUUGUAGUUACUGACAAUCUUACAAUAAAAACUUGCAGCAGAAUUCGUUGUUAGCA
This is a messenger RNA of Orbicella faveolata, 1793 nucleotides long. RefSeq lists its product as uncharacterized. NCBI's taxonomy places the organism in Eukaryota, Metazoa, Cnidaria, Anthozoa, Scleractinia, Merulinidae. The record is from RefSeq and is a predicted model, not a curated record.